Yarrowia lipolytica CLIB122 is the source of this 798-nucleotide messenger RNA. RefSeq lists its product as uncharacterized. Lineage: Eukaryota; Fungi; Ascomycota; Dipodascomycetes; Dipodascales. The record is from RefSeq and is a predicted model, not a curated record.
AUGGAACGCAGAGGACGAUCCGGAAAGCACGAAGAGGUAGAUAUUACACAACUCGCCUCUGUGGGGGCGACAUCAGGGUCCUCCAUGUCUAAACCCCCGAGCAUAGCCAAGAAGACAGCCGAGACCGUCGAAUACAUUGACCCCGAAGAUCUGGAGCAAAUCAUGGGCCAAAUGGGGUUUGUGAAGGAGGGAGACGAUAGAUGGGAGCUGGUGGAACAGGUGGAUGAGGAUGAAGAGUGGGACGAAGAUGAGCAGUAUGAGGAGGAAUGCAGGGUGGCUCUGGAGAAACGAAACCAGCAGCAACAAAGACAACAGCAGCACGCAGAACCAAAAGUCGACUUUCAGAACAGCAGGGAGUUUAUGGAGGGUUCUGUGGGCUUUCUGACGCUACUGCUAGUUCUGUCAAUGGUCGGGUUUCUUACGAUUACGUUCGUUUUUGUGGAGAAGGAGUGGAAAGAGGGAGACUGGAUACUGCUACCGAUCUUGCCACUGGAGGCAGUUGGUGUGGUUUAUGGCUGGUACAGGGGUGCCCGCGUUCAGACGGGACUUGUCCAGGUGUUGGGAUUUGCAUACAAGUUGAGACAUCCUCUGCUGGCCGUGUUGAUGACUGUCUUUCUUCUCACCAACCAGGCUUGUCUCGCGGGCAUUGUGCUGAUUAAGCGUAAGAUCAGAGCUCAGUUUGGACCUGGAUCUGGAGAUAAGCAGAACCCUAAGAGUAGAGAGGUCGAUAAGAGCAAGGAGGAGGGGAGUGGGCCUGCUGAGGACUCCGAUGAGGUCCCCCAGCUCGUGAGCAGUUGA